AGGGCCGUCAGACUAAUUGAGGAUCAAGAGAGAGAGAGCACCGAUAUAAAAAUACUCAGUAGCAACUGGCACUCACACUUGCACCGUGACAUCUGAUUAACUGCUUGUCGAUCUCAGUUGUAUGUUGAUAACGAGCAACAGACAGUUUGACUCAAAUCUCAGUCCUGUGCAGAUGGGAAAGAGACAGUGAGAGAGAAACUGACUGUUUCCAAGACGUCCUGAAAGACCUGCAGCGUUGGACAAUGACUACUGCACCUAGAGAACUGGAUGAGCUGUGCUACCUCACGGCUCAGUCCAUGACAUCACUGGUGACAUCAGAGCACUUCAAACUCAUCAAAAAGCUGGGAGAGGGCUCGUACGGCAAGGUGAUGCUGGCGGUGCAUCAGAAGAGAGGAACCCCAAUGGCUCUGAAGUUCUUCCCCCGUCGCUCCACCACUCUCCAAGCUUUCCUGCGUGAAUAUAAUCUCUCCGUCUCCUAUUGCACGCACCCUUCUCUAACGCGGGCUCUAGGCAUCUUCUACUCCACACCUUCUCACUAUGUCUUUGCGCAGGAGGCUGGUCUCUAUGGUGACCUGUAUGAUGUCAUCGUGUCAGAGGAGGGGGUGAGUGAGGAGUGUUCCCAGCGUGUGAUGUCUCAGUUGAGUGGUGCUGUGUCUCAUCUCCAUUCUCUUGGCUUUGUGCACCGUGACAUCAAGCCAGAGAACAUCUUCUUGUGUGACUGUGCUUGUCGCUGGGUCAAACUGGGUGACUUUGGCCUGGCUCGAGCACAGAGGACCAAGGUCCGUGCUGUGUGGUACAAUUCCCCUUUCUGUGUGCCAGAGGUGGAGUGUGCCAAGAGAGUCAGUGAUGCAGAGGAGGAAACGGAGGACAUCUGGAUGUCUGUGGAGCCCAGUUUGGAUACUUGGGCUUUGGGGAUCCUCAUAUACUGCCUCCUGACGAGCUGCUUCCCCUGGGAGGAGACCACUUCUGAUGACCCUUCCUACUGCAAAUACAGAGACUGGUUCAACCGAAUCAAACAGAGAGAGGAGACACAAGACACUGUGAGAGAGGAGAACGAGGCUGAAACUGAUGUGGCCCCGCAGUUUGACUCUUUAAGCUCAUUCGUUCUCACCUUGCUGAGAAAGCUGCUGAAUCCACUGCCCUGGCUUCGCCCCGGGCCUGAUGAGAUCCUGUCUUACCUCGGGGGACCUUGGUUACUGAAGACAGAGAAAGAGGAGUUGAGGAGAGAGCAGGAGGCACAAGUGGAGGCCAAGAAGAUGCAUGAGAGAGGAGGGGUGGAAGGGGAAAAAGAGAUAUUGGGAAGGAGGGAGAGAUAAAGUUUGUGUACGACAGCAAUAUUAUAUACAGAUGUACUUUAUUUUCAAGAUUUUAUAUAGUGUUUAUAUUUUGGAAUAUUCAUGUUUUUUUUUUUUUUAAAUAUCAAUAGAAUAGAUUUAUUAUAACACUGGAGAAAUGGAGAAAAUAACUGGAUGUGUAAAUAGACUACAUACAAUCAGAUGUGAACUUUCCGCAGACACUUGAAUAGUGGCCCCAAAAAUUGU
This is a messenger RNA of Sinocyclocheilus grahami, 1541 nucleotides long. Its product is annotated as serine/threonine-protein kinase SBK2-like. Bases 243 to 1316 code for a protein of 357 amino acids. Gene Ontology annotation, biological process: protein phosphorylation. Gene Ontology annotation, molecular function: protein serine/threonine kinase activity; ATP binding. Lineage: Eukaryota; Metazoa; Chordata; Actinopteri; Cypriniformes; Cyprinidae. The transcript is spliced from 4 exons. The record is from RefSeq and is a predicted model, not a curated record.